Messenger RNA from Oppiella nova, 419 nucleotides. Lineage: Eukaryota; Metazoa; Arthropoda; Arachnida; Sarcoptiformes; Oppiidae. The record is from the annotation of a GenBank genome assembly.
CUUAAAUCAAGUGAUAAUCGCCGCAAGUGUUGAGACAAUUGUCGCAAAGAAUGCCGGAAUCGGAGAACUUUUCGUUUGACCGCAAGUUCUUGAAGCGGUUCCUAAGGAUACUGACCGUAAUCCUGAGGGGAAAGUCAUCUAUGAUUAUACUAUACCUGCUAUUCGUGACCAUACUAUACGAGACUGCGGCCUAUAAUAUAGGUAUGAUAACCGGCACCUACUAUAAGGCGUUGGGGGAAAGGGAUGUGACGGAGUUCUGGCAGCAGACCAUCAAAGCGCUGGUUCUGAUUGCAGUGAUAGCUCUGCUGAAGAGUAUCCAGAAUUACAUCGCGUCGUCGGUGUACUUGGAGUGGCGCCGACAGCUCACCGAUCGGCUACUGUCCCGCUAUAUGCAGGGGUUGGCCUACUAUGAGCUGAAC